Messenger RNA from Alexandromys fortis (reed vole), 653 nucleotides. Its product is annotated as small proline-rich protein 2D. The transcript has a single exon. NCBI's taxonomy places the organism in Eukaryota, Metazoa, Chordata, Mammalia, Rodentia, Cricetidae. Gene Ontology annotation, cellular component: cornified envelope. The coding region runs from base 14 to 286 and encodes 90 amino acids. The record is from RefSeq and is a predicted model, not a curated record.
AGCCUUCAGCACGAUGUCUUACCAAGAGCAGCAGUGCAAACAGCCCUGCCAGCCUCCUCCUGUGUGCCCACCCACAAAGUGCCCAGAGCCUUGUCCUCCUCCAAAGUGCCCUGAGCCCUGUCCUCCUCCAAAGUGCCCAGAGCCCUGUCCUCCUCCAAAGUGCCCUGAGCCUUGUCCUCCUCCAAAGUGCCCAGAGCCUUGCCCCCCUCAGCCAUGCCAGCAGAAAUGCCCUCCUGUGCAACCUCCUUCACCCUGCCAGCAGAAGUGCCCACCCAAGAGCAAGUGAGUGCUUCAGCAGUCACCAGGACCAAGAGAAGAGGAGGAAAUCUUCCUCCCAUUCUUCCAUAGAAACACUUCCGUCUUUGCUUCAAAGCCUGUCAUGGAUGCAGAAGAAUCCUCUCCAGCCUUCACACUCCAUGUGUCUGUGAUGACCCCUGAUAGGGUGGGCAUUCUCCUGAGACUGUUCUUCUUCUGAUGUCAAGGGGAGGCUGACAAUGACCCUUCCACACCAACUCAGUGUCCCAGAUGCUCAGUGAUGAGCAGCAUCUUCCCACCCUGUGCACUCAGAGGAUGUUUCCAGAACUCUCAGUCUCCUUGUUUGUGUUGUUGUCACUGUGGCUUCAUUUCCUGAAUAAAGUACAAUAUGACUGUUA